UGGGCUGGCCCGGGCCAGUGAGCGGGCGGCGUGUGGCUUUGGGCAGGCCUUCCUGCCUUGCCUUCUUGCUCUCGCCCCGAGCCGCCACCUCCGAAGCUGCCGCGCCUGCAAAACUUGGGGUGGGCGCGAAGGCGGCGGCGAUGGCGAGGGGGCGCUUGGCCCGGGGCUCGCGGCGUUGAGCGCUCCGCCUGGGUCGGGGUCCGCCAGGAGGCAGGCGAGGGGCUGCGGCUGCUCUCCGCGCGCUCCUUCCCUCCCUCUUGUCCCUCCCCGCUUUCUCCCUCUUGUCCCGGCCAUGUUUCCUGGUUAGCAGCGAAGCGCCCAGCCCUCGCCGGGGAAGGGCCAGGAGAUCCAGCCCGUGCCUUUCGCGCGGCGGAGUUGCGCCAAGAAGCUUCCUCGCCGCCCAGGAGACGAGGGGAUGGGCGGCUCGCGCGCUUCAGUCUCUUGCCCGGGCGGCACCGGCAGCUCCCGCUGAGACUAGCCAGCGAAGCGCUCGCUCGCUCGCUCUUCCCUUCGCGCUCGGCAGACUGGAUCGAGACGGAGCCCGUCGCCUUCCCUCCGGAACCCCCUCGCUUUUCUCCAGCAGGACCGCCGGCGCCGCCGGGGAUCCCGAAGCGCGUGCAGAUUUUUUUAGUGUGAAGUAAUUCUCAAGUUAUUCAAGAUUUCAAGGGACCUGAAAAUACACCCCACAGCUCUUGACUAAGCAAAUUGUCUCGCAUAUCAGAACUGCUCUUUUUGACUGCAAGAGCCGAAGUUGGAGACGCCAUUUUAGAUUUGUCUUCUAAGGUAACGGGCAGCCUGGGCGCCCCCUUUUGCAUUCCAUCCACAAGGCAUUGCAGUUGAGAUGAGGAAUUCAGAAGAGCAAACGCCCACGACAGUUUUACAGCGUUUGCUGCAAGAGCAGCUCCGAUAUGGGAACCCAAAUGACAGCCGCAAUCUCCUUGCUUUGCACCAACAAGCCGCGGGCAAUGCAGCCCCUUUUGCCAGCAAUGGGAGCCCAGGGGCUCCACUUGAAGGGCUGAGCUGCCAGGACCAUCCGAUUGGGACCCAUGUUGCCCGCCAAGAGCCCCAGGGCCAGGAGAUACAGAUGGACAACUGUGUCAUGGAGAAGCAGCUCUCUACGAGGCUCCAGAACAGCGAAGACCUCCCAACGUACGAGGAAGCCAAAGUCCAGUCUCAGUAUUUCAGGGGCCAGCAGCACGCCAGCGUUGGGGCAGCGUUUUAUGUGACGGGAGUCUCCAAUCAGAAGAUGAGGACUGAAGGGCGCCCGACGGUCCAGCGUGUGAGCCCUGGGAAGGUCCACCAGGAUGAAGGACUUAAGGACCUUAAGCAAGGACACGUUCGCUCCCUGAGCGAGAGGUUGAUGCAGCUGUCACUGGCCACGAGCGGCGUGAAGGCUCAUGCUCCGGUCACGAGCGCGCCUCUCUCUCCACUUUCCUCCCAGCACACCAAUGACUUCUACAAGAACUCUGUGCCCGCCCCUCCUCAGUCAAACAUGAAAGGGAUGGAACACAGAGGGCCUCCUCCUGAAUAUCCAUACAAAAACAUGUCCACCCCACCCAUGAGCUGUAAGCCACCAGACCCCGGGCACUUCUACAGUGACCAUCGUCUGGCCCAGCAAGGACGAGCUGACGGGCCCAUGAUGAGGUACCAGCAUCCUCCUGAAUAUGGCUCGAUCAGGCAGAACGCAGAGCUGCAGUUCCAGCUCCAGCAGAGGCCGCCCCACCAUCACAGCCCAACGUCUUCGCUAACGUCUUUGGGCUCUCUGACGCUCCUGCAGUCGCUGCCCCCCUCCAGGCUGUCCCCUUCCCAGCCUCCGCUUACGCCCAGCCAAGGAGAUCCGUUCUCUCUGCCGCGGACCCAGCAGCUCUUUUUAUCCAACCAAAUCCACCAGGGAGAUCUUUACCGGCUGUGUCAGCCUGUGAUUGGGCAGCCGCAGCAGCCGCAGCCGCAGCAGCAUCAAGGGGACUCCUACUCAGCGUUGCCCAGGCCUCAACCGGCCCCUUCGCCUUACCAGCAGAUGCCUGUGGACCCUUUUGUCAUCGUCUCCAGGGCCCAGCAGAUGGUGGAGAUCCUGUCUGAUGAGAACAGAGCUUUUCGUCAGGAACUGGAAGGAUGUUAUGAGAAAGUGGCAAGGCUACAAAAGCUGGAGACGGAAAUUCAGCAAGUUUCAGAGGCCUACAAAAACCUGGAAAAGUCUUCCUCAAAGCGGGAGGCUCUGGAGAAAGCCAUGAGGAACAAGCUGGAAGGGGAGAUCCGCCGGCUGCAUGACUUCAACCGGGACCUCAGAGAACGUAUGGAUACAGCCAACAAGCAACUUGCGGAGAAGGAAUUUGAAGGCUCUGAGGAUAACAGGAAAACGAUAUCUCAGCUCUUUGCACAAAACAAAGAGACCCAGAGAGAGAAGGAGAAGCUGGAGGUGGAACUGGCCGGGGUUCGCUCCACUAAUGAGGAGCAGCGGAGGCACAUUGAGAUCCGCGACCAGGCUUUGAACAACGCGCAGGCCAAGGUGGUGAAGCUGGAGGAAGAGUUGAAGAAGAAGCAGGUUUACGUGGAGAAGGUGGAGAAGAUGCAGCAGGCCUUGGUCCAGCUGCAGGCGGCCUGUGAGAAGCGCGAACAGCUGGAGCAUCGGCUCCGCACACGGCUGGAGAGGGAGCUCGAAUCCCUCCGAAUGCAGCAGCGCCAGGGGACAUCUCAGCCGGCCAGCGUCUCUGAGUACAACGCCACAGCGCUUAUGGAACUCCUGCGGGAAAAGGAGGAAAGAAUUCUUGCUCUGGAAGCAGACAUGACAAAGUGGGAGCAGAAGUACCUGGAAGAAAGCGUCAUGCGGCAGUUUGCGUUGGAUGCCGCAGCCACUGUUGCUGCUCAGAGGGACACCACUGUGAUCAGCCACUCGCCCAAUGGCAGCUACGACACCUCCCUCGAAGCUCGCAUUCAGAAGGAAGAGGAGGAGAUCCUCAUGGCUAACAGGAGGUGUCUAGAUAUGGAGGGCAGGAUCAAGACUCUCCAUGCUCAGAUCAUUGAGAAAGAUGCCAUGAUUAAAGUCCUCCAACAGCGGUCCCGGAAAGAGGCCAGCAAGACAGAUCAGCUUUCUUCCAUGAGACCAGCAAAAUCCUUGAUGUCUAUCUCCAACAGUGGCUCGGGCUUGCUCUCCCACUCCUCAACCCUGAGCAGCACCCCCAUUCUGGAAGAGAAGAGAGAGGACAAGAGUUGGAAAGGCAGCUUAGGUGUUCUGCUGGGAACGGAAUGCCGCUCCGAAUCCAUUCCUUCAACCCCUUCGCCAGUCCUUCCCUCUACGCCACUGCUGUCUGCUCACUCCAAGACCGGCAGCCGAGACUGUAGCACUCAGACGGACCGGGGAAAUGAGCAAGCCAAGGUCACCACCACCACCUUCUCCUCCUGCGCUCCAACCCCUCCUGUGCAGGGGAGAAUCCCUGCUAUGAAUUUGACCUACGGUUCAGACAAAGCAGAUGGCUCAGUUUUCCAUUCCAGCACUCUAGAAAGAAAGAACCCAGCUCAAAAUUUGGGGCAGGACCUCAGCGACGGGGAAUUGGUGGAAUAUCUUAUCUGAAGAAAUGCAAAGCUGGAACGGAGGAGCAAGAAUCCCCCCCAUGAAACUUUUUUUAAAUAAUGAAAUAGUUAAUUGUGGUAACUGAAUCGUAAAGGAAUCUGCAGCUUUGUGCUGUUUGUAUAUAUUUUUCUCAAAGGUAUGGACAGGUUAACUUAUGUUUUGUUCCAAAAUUAUUAAAGUAGUUUUGUUCUUUUGAAGAAGAUUCUUCCCCUACCUUCUUUUUAAAAAUACUGGAUCUGGUAACACCUGGAUAAAAAUUAAACCAAGGUCUUAAAUGCACUAAAAAAUUUAAAAUGUCAGUAUUUUUAAAAACCUGUGUUUUAAGAAAAGUAAGAUCUAUGUUUAGAUGUUGAUGUCCAUAAUGCCUUUAACAAAGCCUGUUACCUCCAGGUUUCUCAGUUGCCAGACAAUUAUUACAUGGUGCUCUCACUUUUGAGUGUCGUUUAAAUGUCCUGAAUAUUCAGGCAUCCCUGAGAAUCAUUGUAUGAACCUUCAAAUGAUGGAAGGACACUUUUGUGUUCCUUGUCUUCCUUAUGAGAGUGUCCAUUUUCAUAGAACAUUCCAGGACUGGGGGAAAUGUUGAUUUCCGCAACGUGCCUGCACUCAAGACUUUUUUCCUUAUUGUUCAUAUCGUGCUGUACUUUUGUUAGAUAUUCCAAGAUAAAGGGGGCUUUAUCCAUUCAGGAUUUUUCAGUGAACAAGCUGUUCGAGGCUCUCCUGUCUGUUGUCCCAUUCCAUUUACACCACAGUUGUUCAGCUGGCUUGACUGAGUUACUCCUAAACUAUGUUAGUGGCAGUGUGGGUCAGCCAGCUGAAGGCCUUGGAAUUUUUAAAUACCUGAAGCUUGAUUCUCUGUGUGACCAUUCCAGAGAAUUUUUUCUACACCAUAUGUUUGUCUCUUCCCAGAUGUCUUGUAAACUGUAAUCUCAUUCCAGAAGACAGCGGCUUUUCUCUUAACAAUUGUACCUUUUGAUAUAAAAAUUUAGUGCCUUACUCAAGAUAAUGGUUACAUUGGGGUCAGUCGUUUUUUAAAAAGAAAAGGAAACUUGCAAGUUGAAAACCUUGCAUUUUCCUGAAACACUCCUUUUCCUUCUGCACAAAUUUAGAAAAGAAUAAUGGAUUAAUAUCUAAGGAAUGUUGCAGGUUUUUAUAUAGAUGCACAUAUACUCCUGUAACUUUCAUUAUUCUGUUUUCUUGAGAGCUGACAUAAAUCUUGUAGCACUGGGGUAGCAAACAUUGCAGGGAUUAAGUUCAAAUGUGCAUUUAAAAGUUUCAAAAAACCAAUGUGUUCCUAUUUCAUAUGUUUUAACAACUGCCUGGACAGAUCCCAAAGUUCUUCUCUCACAGAAGAGAAGCACAAGCAAAGAAGCAACUGAAUUAGUUGCAUUCAGAGGCCACAGGAGGAACCUUGGAACAGAUUGGGAGCUUAUGGAUUCAGUCCUGUCCUGCAGGGAAGUGUCUUCUGAGCAGAGUUCACUCUCCUUAUCCAGGCUCCCAUCCUGGGGUAGGUGAGAGGGCACCUCAGUGCCGGACAUGUUGCAUGCAAAGCUCUUCUUAGUUGCUUUAGAAGUGAAUUGGUAUAAAGAAAAGGGAAAGAAUCCACUGUGUCCCACAGCGCCUUUUGAGCUCCUGGAGAAUUUCCCUUUGGUAGGAACCAAGCAAGUAGUCUUAACACAUCUGAGGGUGAAUCUACCCAACCAAGCUAAAGGAGUCCUUGAGGGUUGCAGGUUUGUCCCUAAAAUGUUGCGCUAGACUGGGGUGGAAGGCUAAUUCAAAGGAGUCGGCUCCAUGAAGAAGCAGAGGUCUCUGCAGUUGCAUCCACUCUUCUGAAUGCUGAUCCAGUGGGAUCCCAGGCUGCACUUUGGAUUAACAGGGAUCUGCAGAGGCACCAUGUGGUUUGCACAUCUGGAGCACCCUUAAUCUGCUGAUAUUUGAACAGCCCACUGCUGGGAGGGAGCCUCAUAGCAGUUGGGCUUUUGUGCAAACUACAGGAGGCUUCCAUUUCCCCUUCCUCUUAUCACCUGCCCUUUUCAUUAUGCCAAUUCUGGAAAGUUCUGCCUCUGAAUUAGGAGGUCGUAUUUUCCAGUAGCCUCAUGUGUAACUUCUUGCCCUGUUACAGAAUUAAGUUAAAGGCAAAGCUACUCCGAAGUCAAGCUGCACACUUCUUUUCUUCUACUGGAAGUGAAACAUGACAGUAUAAAAUGGGUAACCUCUGUGCUCGAACCAAACUUUAGACUAAGAGUUUUAACAUGAACUCGGGUAAUACAAGCUAAGCUGUAGAUGAGCCUUCUCCAGUGUGGCACACUCCAGUUGAUGUGGACUACUGCUUCCAUCAGCCCCAGGCAGUGUGGCUGGCGGAGGUUGUAGUAGCCCUAAACACCUUUGGGGCGCCAGCUUGGGGGAAGACUGUUUGUAGGUUGUAUAAAGGAAGGUGAUGUAGUCGUUCUUGUUUUCUUAAAAGCAAAUCCACAGGUGUUGGGUUCCCCCACCCCAUUUUAAUGCUGCAGGUGUCUCCCUGGCAGCUUCUUUCUGCUGAGAAGAGCCCCAUUAGACUGGAUGAUUCAGGAAACUGAUUGUGGGGAUGGUGAUGCCGGCAUCUCAUGUUCCAUCCUGUUGUGAGGAGGGACUUUGCAGAGCUCUGAACGUGUUGAAUGUCUUUGCUUGGUGCCUCUCUCUAUAUUUCUUCUCCUGUACCUGUAUAGGAACAUGUGUAUUUUUAUGCCUAGAAUGUAAACCUCAUGACACGUGUAACUGUACUGUAUUUAUGAAGAAAAUACAUUUCUUUCUGAAAAUA
Molecule: messenger RNA, 6362 nt
Organism: Rhineura floridana
Lineage: Eukaryota; Metazoa; Chordata; Lepidosauria; Squamata; Rhineuridae
Gene: AMOT
Product: angiomotin
Exons: 13
Coding region: 842-3568 (908 amino acids)
Biological process (GO): actin cytoskeleton organization; regulation of cell migration; establishment of cell polarity involved in ameboidal cell migration
Cellular component (GO): bicellular tight junction; cytoplasmic vesicle; plasma membrane
Molecular function (GO): signaling receptor activity
Source: RefSeq, a predicted model, not a curated record